Molecule: messenger RNA, 2112 nt
Organism: Linepithema humile (Argentine ant)
Lineage: Eukaryota; Metazoa; Arthropoda; Insecta; Hymenoptera; Formicidae
Product: kelch-like protein 10
Molecular function (GO): protein binding
Source: RefSeq, a predicted model, not a curated record
AUGGACAUUGGCAGAAUGAAUUACAGGAGAUCGUCCCACUGUCGAGUGUCACGCGCCGCCACUUCCGGUAUCGGCAGGCUCCUCAAGCAUCCCAGGCGAAAGCAGUCGGCGAGGAUCAGGAAAUGCAUGUGUCUGCCGUCCAAUUACGCCCUCGUGGAGUUCCCUGUGGUCUGGUCCGAGCUCAGGGCUAACCAGCAGCUGUGCGACGGUGUCAUAAGAUGUCCAGAUCAAGUCUUCCCAGUCCAUCGGGCCAUAUUAUCCGCGGUGAGCCCUUACUUCAAAGCCCUCUUCACCAACAGCUUAAAAGGCGGCAAAACUGAGACCACAGAGGUUGUCAUUAGUUCGGUUCCCGGCGAAAUCUUCAGCCUAAUCCUUGAUUAUGCUUACACGGGAACGUGCAACGUAAACGUCGACAAUGUCGAGCAACUCUUGCCGCUCGCCGAUCAAUUCGAGGUGCUCGGAAUCGUUCAGCUCUGUUGUCAGUUUUUGUUACAAGAGUUACGACCCGAAAAUUGCUUAGGUAUCUUCAAAUUUGCACGCCACUACUUCUGCCGCGACCUCGAGAAACAGGGCCGGAAGUACAUACGUCACCAUUUCAAGCAGAUACUGAAAGAGAGCGCGGAGUUCAAGGAGCUCCUUUGCGACGAGCUGGAAGCAAUAUUGCGCGACGACGAGCUCAAUGUUAAAAACGAGGAGAUAGUGUUCGACGCCGUGAAGACGUGGGUCGAAAAUAGAGUCGAGGAGAGACGAGUUUAUUUACCGAGGUUGCUGGAAUGUAUACGCUAUGGUCUCAUGAGUCAUAAGUAUUUCAUUAAUAACAUCGUCAAAUGGAAGCUCGUCGAGGAAGAUGAAGCAUGCCAGCAAAUCCUGCGUCCCAUAAAUGCCUAUCUGAUCGAGCAAGAUUCAAAGCAGAACGAUGGAGAGAUUGACCUAAAAAAUCCUCUUGCAAGACCCAGAAUUCCGUACGAAAUUCUUUUUGCGAUCGGUGGAUGGAGCGCCGGCUCGCCCACCAGUUUUGUAGAAACGUACGACACAAGAGCUGACAGAUGGUUUCUAUCAGUGAAUACGGAUGUAACGUCGAGAGCUUAUCACGGACUGUGCGCUUUGAACAGCCUCAUUUACAUGAUUGGUGGAUUCGACGGUAACGAGCAUUUUAACACGGUGCGAUGUUUCGAUCCGGUGACGAAAGAGUGGCGGGAACGAGCCUGCAUGUAUCAUGCCCGAUGUUAUGUCAGUGUUUGCGCACAUGGCGGCAAGAUUUAUGCCCUCGGCGGCUACAACGGUCGCACGAGGAUGAGCUCCGGCGAACGGUAUGAACCGCAGAGAAACCAGUGGGAAAUGAUACCGUCCAUGCACCGGCAACGCUCUGACGCGAGCGCGGCUGCCCUGCACGACAAGAUCUACAUCGUCGGCGGCUUCAACGGCCAGGAGGUCCUCGACUCGGUGGAGGUCUUCAACGUGGAGACCAAUCAGUGGACCAACAUCCAUUCGAUGAUCAGUCCGCGAUCCGGCGUCUCCCUCGUCGCAUUUCACGACAGCCUCUACGCUCUCGGCGGAUUCAGCGGCGUUACGAGGCUAAGUUCUGGAGAACGUUAUACCCCAAACCAUUCGGACCAAUGGCACGGAAUAUCGGAGAUGUUUAGUCCACGCAGCAAUUUUGCCACGGUCAUCCUUGACGACAUGAUUUUCGCCAUUGGCGGUUACAACGGCUCGAAUACAAUCGCGUGCGUCGAGUGCUACGACGCUGAUUACAACGAAUGGUACGACGCAUCCCCCAUGAAUCUCAGUCGCAGUGCACUCAGUGCCUGUGUGAUAGAGGGUUUAGCAAACGCGCGCGAGUACUCCUAUCUCGGCAAGGCGCGGGAUCUCGGUCAAGGACAAGCGACAUCGAAAAAUCGCGAGAAGUCCGAUCGGCCUGGCGAGGGUUCCACUGAGACUAAUGUUAUAAUCUCCGCGCGAGAGGAUGGGCAGAUCGACGUAAGCGAGUCAGCGCACGUUGCGGGCCCUACAGAUGGUAUGGCCGAUGGUAUAGGAAAUUUCAACGAGGAGAACGACAAUGACGAAGAGGAGAUGCAAGGAGAGCUGCUGUACGUUGUACAGCAGCUUGAUUAA